Acanthoscelides obtectus is the source of this 537-nucleotide messenger RNA. NCBI's taxonomy places the organism in Eukaryota, Metazoa, Arthropoda, Insecta, Coleoptera, Chrysomelidae. The record is from the annotation of a GenBank genome assembly.
AUGACGUCUGCCCAAUCCUUCGGCGGGAUCGGUUUCGGUAUAAAACGCGAAGUGUUUUUUCUAAACCUAGAAGACGGAUAUUUCGGCUGUCAAGUAAACGAAUCGACUGACGUUUUGCAACUGUUCGAACUCUCGAAGCUGUGCGACGGAACGCCUAACUGCUACCUGGGAUCCGACGAACUCGCAAAAGAACUCAAAUGCACAGAUCUUCUAAGUCUUGGCUCUAGUGAAUCUGAUACAGUUUCGAUAGCUGCAGCAAAUGAAUGUGCCGGAAAAAACAAAAAUGAGAUGAAUGCAAAAUCAUCAAAUAAGCGAGGAACUAUAAAUGAAAACUUCCUCACGAAUAAAGAUGAUGGUGAUAUGUCUGAAGAAAGAAUGGAUGUUGAUAAGUCAGAGCUCAGGAGGUCUAUUGCUAAACUUAUAUUUGAAAUGGAUCUUGAUGAAAGGGAAAUUGAGUCUGAAGCUAAGAGGAAUAAGAGUUUGAAGAAUAAGAAGAGCGUCAACGGUAGCAGGAAUUUAAAGAGAAAUUGUGCAUAA